Ahaetulla prasina is the source of this 6036-nucleotide messenger RNA. RefSeq names its product Ras and Rab interactor 3 (gene RIN3). Lineage: Eukaryota; Metazoa; Chordata; Lepidosauria; Squamata; Colubridae. The transcript has 10 exons. Gene Ontology annotation, molecular function: small GTPase binding; guanyl-nucleotide exchange factor activity. Bases 421 to 3375 code for a protein of 984 amino acids. The record is from RefSeq and is a predicted model, not a curated record. Gene Ontology annotation, cellular component: cytosol; endocytic vesicle. Gene Ontology annotation, biological process: signal transduction; vesicle-mediated transport.
AAAGCAGGUACAAAGCUGGUGACUAAUCAUCACAGGCCUUUUGCCUUUAGCCAUCAGAGUUAACGUUUAUGACUAAAAAUGGGCUUGUUUAAAAAAAAAAAAGGAGAGGAAAGAAAACAAAUCACCCUUGACCACCAAGGACUGCCUCUUCCUGACGGCCCCUAUUCACAUAAAUACAGGAAGUAGAAAAGAAAAAUCAUGCUCUUUUCAGAGGGUUUGGGAGUCAAUUGAAACAGCGGUGAGGAAAAGCUUCCCCUCCUAUUGUGCCGAAUCCAUCAUCUGCAAUUCUUCUUCUUUUUUUAAAUCGGGGGGGGGGGUCCAAGAGUCGUGAAAGUUUUGACGGAAAUGCCAAGGUAUAACUUUGUCUACAAGGAAAACUUAUAAGGAUUCUGAAAGGAGAAGUUUCCGAUUCUGGCUGGGAUGAUGAAAAUGUCGAUGGGAAACCAGGGAAGCGGGCCUGCUACAGAGACCGGAGAGGAGGAGGAAGAUAAAGGUUCAUCAAGUCAGCCUAUUGCUCUGAGGAAUUGUUUUCACCUGCAGAGGAACAGUAUUCUUGAGAAGCUCAUCAAAACCUGCCCAGUUUGGCUUCAGUUUGGCAUCAGUCUGGAAAAGGCUUCUGACCUACUCUGCAAGGAACCAUCGGGGAUAUUUAUGGUUCGGAAAGAUGAGACCCUGAAAAAUCUAUUCCUGUUAGUUCAUUUUCCAGUCCAGAAAGAGGGGUGUGACAUUCUAGAAUACAAGAUAAAAGAAGAAAAAUCUUUAUUGCACCUGGAAGGAUCUCUUCUUGUGUUUGAAGACAUCUUCAAACUGGUGGCGUUCUACUGUGUCAGUAGAGAUCUGCUUCCGUACACACUAAGAUUGCCACAAGCAAUAUUGGAAGCCAAUAGUGCCACGGAAUUAGAAACUAUCUCUGAUUUGGGGACAGGUUUCUGGAACUCCUCUUUACAUCAAAUACAAGGAAGAAGGCUUCUCCAUUCUGUGAAAGACCCUGCUUACAUCACAGCUCAGGCAAAAAAAGGAAAGAACCCCAGCCAGCCUUUUGCAAGCGGCACGAACAAUUGUUCAUGUGAAACUGAGCUGUCAAUAGGAAGUGACAAGCUGUGGUUUGUAAAUCCUAUUUUUAUAGAGGAGAGCAGCUAUCAAUUUCCCCCACAUAUUUCUCCUUCAGAGAUCUUCAGGGAGAGUCCUUCUGGUGUUAGCAACUUUGUGACAAAACCUCCAAAGAGAUCUCCUACUCGACGUCCUCCCCCUCCUCCUCCUCCUUCUCUUCCUCCUCCUUCUCUUCCUUCUCCUUCUCUUCCUCCUCCUUCUCUUCCUCCUCCUCCUCCUCUUCCACCACCACUUCUAUUGCCCUUUCAUGCUGUGAAACAAGCCAAAAUAUCUUCUAUGACCCCUUCCAAAGAGGAUCAAUUCCAUAAUUUGGAGAAAAUCAAAAAGGAGAUGAAAACUGAAAUUAACAAAGACAAGGAAGAUAGCAGACAAGAGCUCUUUUUGCCUCAUAGCCUUCCAUCUACAAAUUCAAAGAAGAUUCCUCCAUCCAUUCCACCAAGGCGAUGUUCAUCUGAGAGAACUUCAGGAAACUCUUCCUUUGAUAAAAGUCAGAAAUGUUCACCGAUAGAAGAAAAACAAGUAGAAGAACAGAAUCGGAGGAAUGAAACUUUGACUAAUGAUCACCAGGGUGAUAAAGCUCCAGAUGUAUUGGUGGAAGUGACAGAGAAAUCUGCCUCAAAUGCUCAAAACGUGACACUUGAUGGAGAUGACAAGAAGGAACUUGCAAAACAGAAGCAGAACCUAUCAUCGGGAAAACCCUCCCAGCCUCCCAUCCCACCACUAAGAAAGAAGAGGUUCUUUAAACAGUCAUCAUCUACCAUUUCUUUUUCGUUGGAGCACAAGAACAUUGAAGAGUCAGAAGUUCAACAAGAAAAUAAACAAAGAGUAGAAAAAACUUGUUCCAUUUCCAAAAAGGAAUCAAAAUCUUGUCUUAAGCUUGUCAGCAUAUCAGAUUGUGAACGUUCAAGUGAUUCAUUGCAUUCUCCUAUAGGCAAUGCAAGGGCUCAGAUGUCUGCCUCUGAGCCAGAUUCUUAUUCUACAAGCAGCACUGAAGAUGAGUUCGAAUUGAGGACCAGUCCUACAGUGAAGAAGACCCAUUCUAUGAUUUUAGGCAGGGCCAAGCGUCGUCUGUCCAUGGUCAGCCUAAGCAAUGUCUUCACAGCAUUUCUCUCUUCUGACCGAAAGCUUCAGAAGAAGAUUGUGGAACUGGCCCAGGAUAAAGACUCUUACUUUGGCAACUUGGUGCAGGACUAUAAAGUCUAUAGUCUGGAGAUGAUGGCAAAACAGAUCUCCAGCACAGAAAUGCUACAAGAGAUUCGCUUAAUGAUGACACAAUUGAAAAGUUACUUAAUUCAAAGUACCGAGCUGAAAUCUUUAAUGGACCAGACUGUUCACACAGAUGAGAAGCUAGAGGUGAUAAUAGAAUCCGCUUUGCACAAAUGUGUCUUGAAGCCUUUAAAAGUGCCCAUUGAUACUUACUUACGGGAAAUCCAUAACAAAGAUGGAUCUUUCAAACUCCUAAAGGAAAACCAGCAAGUCAUACAAAAUACAACCACAACCGAAUUGGGAGUCACCACUAGUGUGCCUGAAUCUGCACUGCUGGAAAGAAUAUUCCAUAAAUUCACAACCAUGACAAAGGCUUAUUCUCCAGAAAAGAAAAUCAGCAUUCUACUGAAAUCUUGCAAACUCAUUUACGAUUCUAUGACUCAAGGAAAUCCAGGGAAGCCUCAUGGAGCAGAUGACUUCCUCCCAGUGCUCAUGUAUGUUCUGGCCCGCAGUGACCUGACAGAGAUGAUUCUCAAUGUAGAGUAUAUGAUGGAACUUAUGGAUCCUGCUCUGCAGUUGGGUGAAGGUUCUUAUUAUCUAAUCACUACUUAUGGGGCAGUAGAACUUAUCAAAAGCUAUGAUAAGAUCGCGGUCACUCGACAACUAAGCACUGAAGUUCAAGAUUCGAUCCACCGCUGGGAGAGACGGAGAACACUUAACAAAGCCCGGGCAUCUCGAUCAUCUGUUCAGGAUUUCAUUGCCAUUUCUUUUAUGGAGGCUGAGGCCAAAACAAGGACACUGGCAUAUCGGACCGACUCCACGACUCAUCAAUUAAUUCAGCAGUGCGCUGAGAAAUUUGAAGUCUCAGAGCCCCAGGACUACGGACUGUUUGUCCAAGUGGAUAACAAAACUAUGCAGAUGGAUGACGAUGCCCUCCCUCACCAGAUCAAAUCCCACCUCUUGAAUAAAGAGCCCAUGCUGACUUUCUGCUUUAUUUAUAAACAACUUGGUGGAGAAGAGUCACCAGUUCCUAUUAUCAAGGACACAGAUGCCUUGUAGCAGCAAGGCUACCCUCUUGGAGCAAACUUGGUUUAGAUGUUUCUUCUUCCAAAUCAUCUCCUCCAGCAGCAGAAACUUUCCAAAAUACAGUUUCUUCUCUGGGUGGUGACAUGGAUAGCAUAUGCAAUCCUCCUCUGGGACAUUUACUUGACAGAAUUCAUUUGCAUUUAUUAAUGGAAUAUCCAAGGAAAGUUCAUUCUUGGAAGGGGGAAAAACUCACUUGAACAGUAGCUUGGAGCCUCAAACCAUGAAUGGCUGAUAUAGUGUUAGUGCCAGAUUCCUUGGCACAAAGUAAAUGGUCUUGAAGUUGUAACAAAUUGUUAGACAUUGUAGCAUCACCUCCUCAAUGUAUAACAGAAAGGGUGCAAGUUGUUUUUGACGGUCAUCACAGAAAAUCCGAAUGGAUUAGAUUUCCCUUUAGUAGAACAAAAAUUAAUAAUGAUUUAAGUAGCUCAGAGUGAUUAGAUUCUCACAUAUCCCACCUAAGAUGGCCUACAAUGCGCAUCUAAUGGUAAACUGACGUGGGAGACUGUAGAGGUUUGUGCACUUACAUAAAAUCUCAGUGUAUCUAUGUAGUAUCUACUGAUGUUAACAAAAAAAAAUCUGAGUGGCCAUUUCUCAUAUUCUUUCUAUGUCUUUGUUAUAUUCUCUUGUUGCACACAUUGUAUGACAGCCAAUUCACACCCAUCUUUAUAUUUCCAGGUACUGUACAAAAUAAUUUGCCAUGAAGAUACAAUUGACAAGCAAGAGUCUAGCCAUAAAUUAAUGUAGAAAUGUUUGCAUUCCAUGUCUCCUCUAUCCUCAUUAUCAUUCAUAAAUUCAUUCUUAGGAGUGUAUCAGAAAGCAGGUUUGCAUCAGUAAUUUACUUCUCAAAGGAGAAGAACUAUAUGCCCAAAGUAGAAACUUUACUUUUGCAUGCCGAACCCUAUAUAUAGAACUGACAAUGAUACCUGUUAAAAAACAAGGAAGAACCACUGGCAGUCAGAUUAGGUGUGUGCCAGAGUCUAACUCUGCAUAAGGUAACCACCUUUAUACCUGGAUGAAGAAGGAAAGCAGCAGCAUAAGAACAGAUGACAAGAGUGGAGAGGACAAAGAAAAAAAGAACAUUAUUAUAACAAACGUUUUCAUGAAUCACAGACCACUUAAUUUAUCUGUGUCUUUAAGCUGUCAUACAAUUCCUCGUUGCUGUUAUAAUAGGGGCUAUGAAAAAAAACAGUUGAUUUGAGGUAUUGUUGUUGUCUUCUACUUUUGGUCCUCUGAACAUUUCAAUCUAGGUACAGAAUGUGGCUCUUCAGAGCUCUCCACAACAAUACAAAGCCAGACACACAAUCUGGCCAUGAGAAGCUGAACCUUGUGUAUUAGCUUAAUGAGGAUAAUGGUUUUCUCAUAUGAGUACAGUAUGCAAUGGCAUCCAAUAAUGCUGAUUUAUACAGUCUGUCAUCUAUCUAUCUAUCUAUCUAUCUAUCUAUCUAUCUAUCUAUCUAUCUAUCUAUCUAUCUAUCUAUCUAUCUACUAGACUACUCGUUCAGCAAUAAUUCAAAAUUGCGAUGGUACUGAAUGAUUCGUACUUGCAACUGGUCCUUGAAGUUUUGAUAGUGAUCUGGGCAUUUUGCAACUUGUUUGCACUUAUAAUGCGUCUCAGUCAUGUGGUCACCAUUUGGAAUCUUCCUUAUUGGCUUCCCACAAGCAAAAUCAACAGGGAAGCUGGCAGGGAAUGUUGCAAGUCACUGUGGUCAAUCAUUUGCACUCUUCUCCCACCUGCUUCCCACUCACCAUUCCCCAUCCAGCAGCCUUCCUGCACUUGCAUUGUGCUUUGUGGGCUACUUACAUGCCUCCCCUUCCUGGCAGCAGCUACUUACCUGCCUGCUGGUCUGCUUGUGAGCCUCCUGGGACUCGCUUAGCAAGCUGCAAUCCUCAUUGAACAAUAACUAUGGGGAAGUGCCAGGAUUGCUGUCACAUGAUGUCACAUUUAGCGAUAGAAAUUCUGGUCCCAUUUACUGUUGUUAUUCAAGGAACACCUAUAUCUAUCUGUCUGCCUGUCUGCCUAUCUUGUUUGGCAUCUAAUUUUGGCGGCUGUUUGGCUUACCAUUGAUCAGUUAAGAUGCUAAACUGCUCUGGCAGAGCUUGAAAUCAAUAGUUUUGUUAGGUAGCUCUGCUGGCCUAAAACUGUAUAUUGUCGUCUCAGUGUAAGAGGCCUUUUCUGCCACACAAAAAGUGUACCUUCCAGUUACGUAUUAUUUCUUUUAAAUCUGAUAUUGAGAAGUGUGUCACCUCUAUCAUAGCAUUUUAUAAGAUCUGUGCUCUAAGAAGACCUUCGGAAAUGUAUUUAUUUUCUUGAUUUAUGUGUAUUUUAAGGUAAUGGAAACUGUGUUAACAAAGACUUUGGAAUGGAAAAGCUUUAGUCACCCAGAUAGCCUGUCCUCUUCAGGCCACUUAUAUCAGUCUGAUAAAACAGUUUGGAAGGUCACAAGAUAACCUUUUGUACUCAGGGGCUAGAAGUAAUGUGACUAAUUGUAUAGACUGUCUUUAUCUCUUCAAAUAAUUCUGCAUUAUUUUGUGAGUUUAUAAUAUAAAUCAUGUAUUGUCUGAGGACAUUCCUCCUCCCAGCUAUGCUUGUUUUCUAUUAUUGUCAACUUUGCCAUUAAAUUCCCAUUCAAAAGA